AUGACAGAGAAUCUCCACUCCAGGAAAAUGGUACAGCCAAAGAAGUUUCGUGGAGUCCGGCAGCGCCACUGGGGUUCCUGGGUCUCCGAGAUCAGGCAUCCCCUCCUUAAGAGGAGGGUCUGGCUGGGCACCUUCGAGACCGCUGAGGAGGCAGCGAGAGCAUAUGACGAGGCUGCCGUGCUGAUGAGCGGCCGCAACGCCAAGACCAACUUCCCAGUCCAAAGGAGCAGCACAGGGGAGCCUACCCCAGCUGCAGGAAGGGACGCUCGCAGCAACGCCGGCAGUGGCUCCUCUACCGCCAACCUGUCCCAGAUUCUCAGUGCGAAGCUCCGCAAAUGCUGCAAGGCGCCAUCGCCGUCCCUGACCUGUCUCCGCCUUGACCCUGAGAAGUCCCACAUUGGUGUUUGGCAGAAGCGCGCAGGAGCCCGUGCUGACUCCAACUGGGUCAUGACCGUGGAGCUCAACAAAGGUGCAGCAUCCACUGAUGCUGCAUCACAGUCCACAUCAGCAACACCUGCUCCACCAGCCAUCCCGAUGGAUGACGAGGAGAGGAUCGCCCUGCAAAUGAUCGAAGAGUUGCUGAGCAGCAGCAGCCCAGCUUCACCCUCGCACGGAGAUGACCAAGGUCGCUUCAUCAUCUGA
Messenger RNA from Miscanthus lutarioriparius, 642 nucleotides. The record is from the annotation of a GenBank genome assembly. Lineage: Eukaryota; Viridiplantae; Streptophyta; Magnoliopsida; Poales; Poaceae.